GUGCAUACAACAAACAAACAAUUGUUCCUCCUUCUGGUCACAAUCACCAUCACAAAGAUGGCAACCGAUCCUUAUCAUAGCUUUGCGGCUGAUUUAAAAUCAUCAUUAUCAGCCGCACAAAAGCUUGGAUCGGAUUAUGAUAGGAUAAAAAGAUCAGGUGGAACAGGAGGAUCGGAAGAACAGAAGAUUUAUCAAAGAUUACAAGAUUCUCUAGAAGCUUUAGAGAAUGAUAUAGGAGAUGUACGUGAAAGUGUUCAAAUGAUCGAAGCAAGAGGACCUGAACGGUUCGGAGUGGAUUCAAACGAACUUUCGCGGCGAAAAGCGUUUGUACGAGAAUGCGAAAAUCAAAUACAGAAACUGUCAAAGAACUUUCAAUCAGCAUCAUCAGGUCAUAGAAAGACGUACGGAAACAGACAGGACCUAGGCGAAGACGAUGAAGAUGACGAAGAUGCUACGCUUGCGUUUGAGAUGGAACAACAACAACAAUUGAUGCACAAACAAGAUAAUACGUUGGAUAUGAUCGGAAGCGCCAUCACUUCCCUUCGUCGUCAAGCUGGUACGUUGGGACAAGAGAUUGGUGAACAAGUAGAAAUGAUUGGUGCUUUGGACAGUGAAGUGGACCACUCGCAGUCAAAACUCAAUCGAGCACUUGGGAAAAUGGAUGAAUUGGUACGAAGGUCAGAUGAUAGAAUGGGCGGAUGGUGUGUUUGGCUUUUAAUCAUCUUAUUGAUGGUCUUGGCGUUAAUCGCAUUCAUCAUCUAAAGGCAACUUUUUGGCAUAAUUGUAUUUCUACUCUGGCAAUCAAUGGUAACAAGAUCAAUUGAGAAAUAGUGGUAUCGAUUGAGUGAAGUAUGUUUGGUAUGAUAGAUGAUGAUGAAAACUGACACGAAUGAUUGGAAAUUGCACGCAGAUACAAAAGCAUGCAAAUAUGAUUAUUUUUAUUAAAUAAUUGGAAGACCCUUCAAUGAGCCUGUCCAUUCAAGACUUGCAAUUCAACAUUAUUGCCCGUUGCCAUAUGAUGAGGAACAACUUGCUGAACGAUGAUCGGCCCUCCGCUUCCGGACGUAUGUCUGGCUUUGUAUGCUCUUGCAUAUUCUUGCGAAUCAGAAGGUCCCAUUUGCAUUCGAUCAAUGCUUGACGGGUAAGCUGUUUGUCCCACGUAUGCAUUCGGCGGGAUCAUGAUACCACUAGCUCCAGCUAAAGAAGAAGUUGCACUAUUUGCUCCUCCUGUAUGUAUAUUU
Messenger RNA from Meira miltonrushii, 1241 nucleotides. RefSeq lists its product as uncharacterized. Bases 58 to 762 code for a protein of 234 amino acids. Lineage: Eukaryota; Fungi; Basidiomycota; Exobasidiomycetes; Exobasidiales; Brachybasidiaceae. Gene Ontology annotation, biological process: vesicle fusion; Golgi to vacuole transport; intracellular protein transport. The record is from RefSeq and is a predicted model, not a curated record. Gene Ontology annotation, cellular component: membrane; SNARE complex; endomembrane system. The transcript is spliced from 2 exons. Gene Ontology annotation, molecular function: SNARE binding; SNAP receptor activity.